ACAACGUACAGUACAGUUGAAGAAAAAAUCAAUCAUCGUCGACAAAAUCCAAUCUUUUUGUUCAUCUUUCUGUUCGAGUGACGGUAGAACGAGACUGUUGUCAUCGGAUGUAUUUUGCUCAGUGAUACUACUGAAUCAAGCCACAAAAAUUAAUCUAUAUUUUGUACACGACAACUGUAACGAUGAACAGCUACUCUAUCGCCACAUACCUUUUCGUCCUCCUCGUCGGGACCGUCGGAGCCUUUGCUCCGGCGUCGACGUCGACCAAGCUGGCAACAACAACGACCACCUCGACCACGCAACACAACAUGAUCGGCGGAAUCUUCGACGCCUUCUUCGGAGGCGGCACCGACGCCGAGAUCACCGACACGGUCUACUUCGACCUCACUAUCGACGGAGCCGACGCCGGACGCGUGGAGAUGGGCCUCUACGGGAGCACCGUCCCCAAGACGGUCGAAAACUUCAAGCAGCUAUGCUGUAAGACCAAGAAGGGAGACGGCUACAAGGGGUCCUCCUUUCACCGGAUCAUUCCCGGCUUUAUGUGCCAGGGAGGAGACUUUACCAACGGGAAUGGAACCGGUGGAAAGAGUAUCUACGGGAGAACCUUCGAGGACGAAAACUUCGAUCUGAACCACGGCGGGGUCGGAACCCUCAGCAUGGCCAACGCUGGGCCCAACACGAACGGAUCGGUGCGUUUAUGAUGCCAUGUAUUAACGCAAUCCUGCAAUAUGCAUUCCUACAUAUUUCUUUUCGAACAUUGUUCAUUGGACUGUUCAUGGCUGUUGUUUGGAAUUAUCUAGAGCCGAUGCCCGAUGUACGCUGACUUUUGUUUUUGCGCUCAAAUUGCUUGCCUCGUUGUCUACUUGAAAAUCUUCCCACGGCGACAAUGAACAACACAACCAUGUUCAUUUUGAUGAAUCUUAACAAACAGCAAUGUAAGUGAUGUACGGGAGAGGGAAAACGGAAGAUUAAGUGUAGGACGGAUCUCUCUCCAUGUUUCCAAUGCGAAUCGGUCGAAUUUCUGGUCGUACUUGGUUGCGGUUCUAUUUCAUUUUGUCGAUAGCUACUUUCUUUAUUUUUCGUGGAUUCAGUUCUUCUUUUGUCUCACUGCAACUUCGCCGCGACUCAUUUCUUGAUUAUACCCACGACACUAUCAUCUCCACACACACUAUCGUCCAUAAAUGAUUCGAACGACCAAACGAACUCACACAAAUCUCCAAAUACGCAUUGUAUCCUCGCAGUCUUCAUUUGCACGGCCCAAACUCCAUGGUUGAACGGAAAGCACGUCGUCUUCGGAAAAGUCACCAAGGGACUGGAACUUAUCAAGAAAGUCGAGGCCUACGGAACAGAUAGCGGGCGCCCAAAGGCAACCAUUACUAUCGCAGAUUGCGGAAGCCUUUGAAUUGAUGCAGUGARUAUUAAAUAUCUAAUUUCUACACGUAAUCAAGGAAUUUUCUAACAUUAUUAAAAAAUGAACCAAAAAAUGUAUCCAAAUGCAGUGCACAAAGGAAACAAUCGUACCAAACUGAAAUCGCAGCGCAGUGUUUGUCAUAUCAUACAAACACUGUACAAUACACACGCGUGCACUCGUCGUAGUAGCACACGAGAAAGAAAAAACAAACAACAAACAAUUGAAAAGCACCAACAGCUUGUGUUUCGUUUGUUCGGCUCCGUCCAUCAAAAAGACUUCGACUAUAGAUGAAUCAAACAACCCGAAUCAGCCAAUCGGUAACUCGGUCCAGCAAGAUUUCGUCUCAAUCGGUGAACCGCACCAACCCGAUCUUGUUGGCCUUGAGACUCUCCARCAGGACACUUGGAUCCGUCAGGAAUCCACUUCCAAAGGCACCCAMCCCCGGAAUCCGAGCCGCCCGUGUCAGGUCCUGCACCAGGAAGCAGCUGUUGUUGUUCUGAACGGUCUGAACGAAAUUGACGGCCGUGUCGAGGACGCAAUAAUCCAUGGCGAGUCCGCAGCAAAAGACCCGCCCCUCAYCUUCGUUGCUGGUGGGCAGCAGGGAGCUGCUGGGUUUCUUGUCUAGAAACGAAAGAACAUCGGGGGAGGCAUUGGCAUCUGCACCUAUGUUGGAAGCUUUCAGGGCGUAGCCCCCGGUCCAGUCUACCGCAUCGUCGGAUUGGUGCGACAAGCGUUCUUUCCAUUUGUCGUUUUCACUAYUAUACGGAAAUCCCCCAAAGGAUUCCACCCCUUUGUAGAACCCCUUGUAUAUGACGUGGGUGUUUCUGUUUGUGUUUGAUUUGUCGUCUCCGUCCCYACCGUUCUGGGCCAGCGCAAGCAAUGGCUGAAGCGUUUCCGCAAUCCUCGGAUGGAAAAAACUCCCGCGGGUCCCCAUGACGCAAUGCGUCGGAAAAGGUCCUCCAUGMGACUGAAAGGAGCAGUGGUCGGUCGGGUGGUAAUCCCGCGAUGCAAGCACAGUAGCCCCUGUGCGGGUUUGUAUGCAGAAGAAACGGURAUAGUAUGAUCAUUCGUUUGUCAUGAUUUUUUUUAGAUUGUCGGGGUGAAUGGAAGCAAUCCAUAGUAUUAUAAAUAAAAACAUGGAAAUAGAUAGUUCGUAGCGUUUAUACGUCACAACCGGUUCAGUUGGAUGGAAGCAUGGAAACAAACAAACAACAUUUCACACAAAGAAAGAAAGAAUUCGUGAGGGAAGCGAACACUUCAACGCAAAAAUGCUCCUGCUGAUCUGAGCAUAUCUGGUCAUCUCUCRACAGAAUGCAACGCGAUACGAUACGACACGACACAAUACAACGGAACGCACCGGCCUCGUGGAACCUCUGAAUCAAUUCGCAAAUACCUUCGAUGACAGCGUCUCCCUCGUCGACCCCAAAGGCUCCACCGGGCAAAAAAUCGUGUUGCAUGUCAACUACCACCAGGGUAUCGAGGGGCGAAAUCGGUGGUAUAUCUGUUGCGUUCGCUCCCUGGUUGCUCCAGGAUAUCGUGCCAAUAUUGAGCGGGCUGCCCUCUCCAUCGCUUGAGGAUUCGGAUUCUUCCGCCGCUACCAAGAGAGCAUGGUAUUCGUCGAGGAGGAUUGUGCUAGGAGAAACAGUGCUCAUUCUUGCUGUUCUCGUGUUGUUGCUCGCUAGUUUUUAUUUCCU
Messenger RNA from Pseudo-nitzschia multistriata, 3105 nucleotides. NCBI's taxonomy places the organism in Eukaryota, Bacillariophyta, Bacillariophyceae, Bacillariales, Bacillariaceae. The record is from the annotation of a GenBank genome assembly.